Molecule: messenger RNA, 4925 nt
Organism: Vicia villosa (hairy vetch)
Lineage: Eukaryota; Viridiplantae; Streptophyta; Magnoliopsida; Fabales; Fabaceae
Product: ABC transporter C family member 10-like
Exons: 11
Coding region: 104-4486 (1460 amino acids)
Biological process (GO): transmembrane transport
Cellular component (GO): vacuolar membrane; plant-type vacuole
Molecular function (GO): ABC-type transporter activity; ATP hydrolysis activity; ATP binding
Source: RefSeq, a predicted model, not a curated record
UUAAAAUCACUUGAUACAAAUAUUUAACUUAAAAUACCACCUUAUGUAUUUGAUAAAAAAUAUAUGAUUUGGAUUUUCUUUUGUUAGAGAAUUUGAGAAAAAGAUGGAUAAUAUUUUGAGCAUGAUUUGUGUGCACUGUGGUAGUGGUGAUGAUGAUGGAGGAAAAGCCUUGUGUUAUGAUUUUAAGUUCUUUAAAGAUCCUUCCUCAUGCAUCAACCAUGUGUUAGUACUUUGCUUUGAUCUGUUCAUGCUAAUCAUGUUGUCAUUCAUCAUGAUUUUGAAGUCUCACUCAAGAUCCUUUUGGAGUACAGCAAGAUAUUCUAAGUUGCAGAUAGUUUCUGCCAUAGCCAAUGGCUCUCUUAGUUUGUUGUAUUUAUGCUUAGGAAUUUCGGAUUUCGCGGAGGCUUUACCUUUUAACCAGUGGUUGCAAUUGCAAGAACUCUUUCAUGGACUUGCAUGGUUGUUAGUAAGUUUAAGUAUAAGUCUUGAGAUAAAACAAAUCCCAAGAGCAUGGAUGUGGUUGUUUUCUAUUCUCAUGUUCUUUGUUUCUGCUAUAUUAUGCUUUUUAUCCUUAUCUUAUACAUUUGAAAGUAUAGAAUCAUUUUCUCUCAAAGUAGCUUUGGAUGUUAUGUCAUUUCCAGGAGCUAAUUUGAUGCUCUUAUGCACAUACCAAAUAUGUAAAUGUAAGGAUGUUGAUAGUGAAAUUGAUGAUAGUCUUUGUACCCCUUUAAUCGACGAAGUUAUUCCUGUUACCCCAUUUGCCAAAGCUGGAGUCUUUAGUAAGAUUUGGUUUUGGUGGUUGAAUCCAUUGAUGAAAAUCGGUCAAGAGAAAACACUUGAUGACGAGGAUAUCCCAAAAUUAAGAGCGUCCGACAGAGUGAAAGUUUGUUAUUUAUCGUUUUUAGAACGAUUAGACAAAAAAAGACAAGAGGAUCUAUCAUCACAUUCAUUGAUUUUAUGGACAAUCAUUCUGUGCCACCAGAGAGAGAUUUUGCUAACCGGGUUCUUUGCUUUGCUCAAGGUACUUGCUCUAUCUUCAACUCCUCUACUUCUGAGUUCCUUUAUAUCGGUCGCUGAGGGUAAUGAAAGUUUCAAAUAUGAAGGUUAUACAUUAGUCAUAUCACUCUUGUUUAUUAAAAUCAUAGAAUCCUUAUCACAAAGACAGUGGUAUUUCCGUGCUAGACUUGUUGGAAUGAAAGUUAGAUCAAUACUUACUGCGGCCAUAUAUAGAAAAGUAUUAAGACUGUCCAAUUCUGCUCACUCGGGCGGUGAGAUAAUGAAUUAUAUCACAGUCGAUACUUGUAGAGUCGGAGAAUUUCCAUUUUGGUUUCACCAGACUUGGACAACAAUCCUCCAACUUUGUAUUGCAUUAGUAAUACUUUUCCGCACAAUUGGACUAGCAACAUUGGCAUCAUUGGCGGUGAUAGUUUUCACUGUGCUUUGCAAUGCUCCACUAGCAAAGUUACAACACAAGUUUCAGAGCAAACUUAUGGUGGCACAGGAUGAGAGAUUAAAGGCUACUUCUGAAGCUCUUGUGAAUAUGAAAGUGUUGAAGCUAUAUGCAUGGGAAAUCCAUUUUAAAAAUGUUGUAGAUUACUUAAGAAAUGUGGAACUUAAAUUGUUAUAUGUCGUGCAAUUAAGAAGAACUUACCUUGUUUUUCUUUUUUGGACCUCGCCGAUGUUGGUAUCUUCUGCUUCUUUUCUGGCAUGUUACUUCUUGAAAGUUCCUUUGCAUGCAAGUAAUGUUUUCACUUUUUUGGCCACUGUGUGCCUUGUUCAAGAGCCAAUUACUCGCAUCCCGGAUGUUAUUGCGGUGGUCAUUCAAGCAAAAGUUGCAUUUGCUCGAAUUGUUAAUUUCCUUGAUGCACCGGAACUGCAGAGUGAAAAUUUGAAGAAUGAGUGCCUUGAUUUCAGCCUCAAAGGCUCAAUUUCUAUAAAACAUGCCGAUUUUUCAUGGGAAGGUAAUGCAUCAAAUCCAACAUUAAGGAGCAUAAGUUUGGAGGUUAGGCAUGGCCAAAAGGUGGCUAUCUGUGGAGAAGUUGGCUCAGGGAAAUCAACCCUUUUAGCAACGAUUCUUGGAGAAGUUCCUAAAACAAAGGGAGCUAUUGAUGUUAAUGGGAGGUUUGCAUAUGUUUCUCAAGCAGCAUGGAUACAAAUAGGAACAAUUCGGGAAAAUAUUUUGUUCGGGUCUAAGUUGGAUGAUCAAAGAUAUCAAGAAACACUCGAGAGGUCUUCGUUAGUAAAGGACCUUGAGUUGUUUCCCUAUGGGGACCUCACUGAAAUAGGUGAGAGAGGAGUUAAUUUAAGUGGAGGUCAGAAGCAGCGAAUUCAGCUAGCUCGUGCUCUUUAUCAGAACGCUGAUAUAUAUCUAUUGGACGAUCCAUUUAGCGCUGUUGAUGCGCAUACUGCAAAAAAAUUGAUUAAUGAAUACAUCAUGGAAGGACUCCAAGGGAAAACAGUUUUACUUGUUACUCAUCAAGUCGACUUCCUCCCGGCUUUUGAUUCUGUUUUGUUGAUGGCUGAUGGCGUAAUCCUACAAGCUGGUCCAUAUCACCAGCUAUUAAACUCAAGCCCGGAAUUCCUAGGUCUUGUCAAUGCUCACAAGGAGACUACUGGUUCAGACCAACUUGCUGCAAGUUCUACUUUUUCCAAUUCCGAAAAACGUAUGCAAGAAGCAUUUGUGUUGAAGCAGUUUAUAGCACCAAAAGAAGAAAAUCAAUUGAUUAAGCAAGAAGAAAGAGAGAAGGGAGACACAGGAUUGAAGCCUUACUUACAAUAUCUGAAUCAGAUGAAAGGCUAUAUAUUCUUCUCAAUGGCUUCACUUAGUCAGCUGGUUUUUGUAGUUUGUCAGAUAUUGCAAAACUCGUGGAUGGCUUCUAAUAUUGACAAUCCCCUUGUCAGUACAUUGCAAUUGAUUUUAGUUUAUUUCAUUAUUGGUUCUUUUUCAACGGUUUUCGUGUUCACCAGAAGUCUAUUUGUAGUAGCUUUGGGUCUUCAAUCAUCAAAAUAUUUAUCUUCAGAGUUGAUGAACUCCCUCUUUCGUGCGCCCAUGUCAUUUUAUGACUCUACACCAUUGGGAAGAAUACUAAGUAGGGUCUCAUCUGAUAUGAGCAUUAUGGAUCUGGACAUUCCGUUUAGCCUUUCUUUUGCUGUGGGAGGAACGAUACUUUUUUAUUCUAGUAUUACGGUUUUGGCAGUUGUCACAUGGCAAGUCUUGAUUGUGGCUAUACCAAUGGUUUAUGCUGCUAUUUACAUGCAGCAGAGAUACUGUUUUGCCUCAGCGAAAGAAGUAAUGCGGAUGAAUGGCACAACAAAAUCUUUAUUAGCUAAUCAUGUAGCUGAAACAGUUGCCGGAGCUGUAACAAUAAGGGCUUAUGAGGAGGAAGAACGUUAUUUUGAGAAGAACCUUGAUCUAAUUGAUAUUAAUGCUAGUGCUUUUUUCCAUAGUUUUGCCUCGAAUGAGUGGUUGUUUCUACGAUUAGAAACUAUAAGUGCGGUUGUUCUCACCGCUGCAGCACUCUGCAUGAUUAUGCUUCCCCCUGGAACAUUAAGCUCAGGAAUCAUUGGCAUGGCUCUAUCUUAUGGCUUUUCGCUAAAUGAUUCAUUAGAAUCUUCAAUACGAAAUCAAUGCACUGUUGCGAAUUACAUAAUAUCAGUAGAAAGGAUAAAUCAAUAUAUGCAUAUACAAAGUGAGGCAGAAGAAAUAGUAGAAGGAAAUCGUCCUCCUUUGAACUGGCCAACUGCAGGCAAAGUAGAAAUAAACGACUUGAAGAUACGAUACAGGUCUAACGGACCACUUGUACUCGAUGGGAUCAUAUGCACAUUUAUAGCCGGGCAUAAGAUUGGUAUUGUUGGAAGAACAGGCAGUGGGAAAUCGACUCUUAUCAGUGCUUUAUUUCGUCUUGUAGAACCAGCAGGAGGAAAAAUUAUAGUUGACGGGAUAGACAUAUCAUCUAUCGGCCUUCAUGAUUUGAGGUCUAGUUUCGGGGUUAUACCUCAAGAUCCUACUCUUUUUAAUGGGACUAUAAGAUAUAAUUUGGACCCUUUAUCGAAACAUAGUGAUCAAGAGAUAUGGGAGGUUCUCGGGAAGUGUCAGUUGCGACAAGUUAUCAAAAGGAAAGAAGAGGGUUUGAACUCCUCAGUGGUUGAAGAUGGAUCAAACUGGAGCAUGGGACAAAGGCAGUUAUUCUGUUUGGGGCGCGCUCUUUUAAGAAGAAGUAAGAUAUUGGUAUUGGACGAAGCAACAGCAUCGAUUGAUAAUUCUACUGAUCUGAUUCUGCAGAAAACCAUUAGGAACGAGUUUGCAGAUUGUACCGUGAUCACAGUAGCACACAGGAUACCAACUGUGAUGGAUUGCAGCAUGGUUCUCGCUAUAAGUGAUGGAAAAUUGGCGGAGUAUGAUGAGCCAAUGAGGUUGAUGAAAAGAGAAGAAUCAUUGUUUAGAAAGCUUGUCAAGGAGUACUGGUCUCAUGCAGAAUCAUGCUGAUCUCACUAUAUCAAGAAUGUGAGCAUGAUUCAAAAUGUGUCUGUAGAAAGUUCGGGCAAAACAGGCUUUCCGUGUGGGCUGGACCCGUUUUGUCACCCCUAGUUGCUACAUGACUCGUUUGUUAUCAUUGACUAAUUAAUUAAUUAUUAAUUAGACCACUAUGAUUUUGAAUAAUUACAUAAUAACCCUAAUAUUACAAUUGUGAAUUGUGAUUCAAAAAUUCUAACAACUUGUGAAAAAGAUUUUGGCUGAGUAUGAAGAGCCAAUGUUGUUUUAACGAAUAAAAUCUAUUUAAAAAUAAUUGUUAAUCUUUGCUAUUUUUUAAUUAUGUUCUUUAAUUAUUAUUUUGUAUAUUGUUUUUAAUAUAUUAAUAAUAUUAAUUUAAUCUUAUGAUGAUAUUAUUAUAUUUCUAUGUACAAAAAUUUAAAUGACAGGUGUU